CGGUUGGGUCAGGGUUCACCUCCAGUGCUGAAUGUGAAGACAGUGCGCUGGGUAUAGCCCUGAUCUGCAGCAACCUGGAGCAACAUGAAGAACAGAUUCAACACCAUAGACAUCCGGGCUGUCAUUGCAGAGCUAAAUGACAGUUUACUGGGGAUGAGAGUCAAUAACGUUUAUGAUGUGGACAAUAAAACAUAUCUCAUUCGACUGCAAAAGCCAGAUGCGAAAGCCAUGCUUUUACUGGAAUCUGGCAUACGAAUUCACACUACAGAGUUUGAAUGGCCCAAAAAUAUGAUGCCAUCAGGGUUUGCAAUGAAGUGCCGGAAACAUCUGAAAUCCCGGAGGCUGGUCAGUGUUAAGCAGUUGGGAGUGGACAGGAUUGUGGAUUUCCAAUUUGGUUCAGAUGAAGCGGCUUAUCAUAUCAUUGUGGAAUUAUAUGAUCGGGGCAACAUUGUUCUUACAGACUUCGAAUAUCUCAUUUUGAACAUCCUGAGGUUUCGGACAGACGAAGCCGAUGACGUGAAAUUUGCUGUCCGAGAACGAUAUCCUGUUGAUAACGCCAAACCGACAGAACCGCUCCUUGCCGUAGAAAAAUUAAAAGAGAUUAUCACAAACGGACAAAAAGGGGACCAUCUGAAGAGGGUCCUUAAUCCACACCUACCCUAUGGAGCAACCCUGAUAGAACAUUGUCUUCUAGAAAUGGGCAUGUCUGGCAAUAUCAAGCUUGAGCAGCUUUCAGGAGACUCAGAUUUGGAGAAGGUUCAUGCAGCUUUAAGGAAAGCAGAGGAAUACAUGGCUAUGACGGCAAACUUUCAAGGAAAGGGCUACAUCAUCCAGAAGAGGGAGAAAAAGCCUUGUCUGGAGCCAAAUAAAGAGCCUGAAGACAUUCUCACGAAUGAGGAAUUUCAUCCUUUCCUAUUUGCACAACAUCGUAACAGCCAGUUCGUGGAGUUUGAUUCCUUUGAUAAGGCUGUUGAUGAAUUUUAUUCCAAGUUGGAAGGUCAGAAGAUUGAUUUAAAAGCUCUUCAGCAGGAGAAACAAGCUUUGAAGAAGCUGGAUAAUGUGCGAAGAGAUCAUGAGCAAAGAUUGGACUCCCUUAACCAAGAUCAGGAAAUUGACAAAACCAAGGGAGAGCUGAUCGAGAUGAAUUUGGACAUUGUAGAUCGCGCACUCCAGGUGGUGCGCAGUGCCCUGGCCAAUCAGAUUGACUGGACAGAGAUUGGGACCAUUGUGAAAGAGGCACAAAUCCAAGGAGAUCCUGUUGCUCUUGCCAUCAAAGAACUUAAGCUUCAGAAAAACCAUAUCGUCAUGCUGCUCAAAAACCCGUAUACUUUAUCCGAAGAAGACCAUGAUGACGAUGAAGAGGAAAUCAAGGAAGUUGAAGCGCCCAAAGGAAAGAAGAAAAAAGCAAAGAACAAAGUGCAACCAAAGAAAGUCCAGAAGAACAAGCCAAUGCUGGUGGAGGUGGACCUUGGCCUUUCUGCAUACGCAAAUGCCAAAAAGUAUUAUGAUCACAAGAGACAUGCGGCCAAGAAGACGCAAAAGACGGUAGAAGCGGCAGAAAAGGCAUUCAAAUCUGCGGAGAAGAAAACCAAGCAGACGCUGAAAGAGGUCCAGACAGUGAGCACCAUUCAGAAAGCAAGGAAGGUUUACUGGUUUGAGAAGUUCUUGUGGUUUAUAAGUUCGGAGAACUAUUUGGUGAUCGCAGGAAGGGAUCAGCAACAAAACGAGAUGAUUGUAAAGCGCUAUCUAAGGCCUGGUGACAUUUAUGUCCAUGCCGAUCUCCACGGAGCCACCAGCUGUGUCAUCAAGAACCCCUCAGGGGAAACAGUGCCUCCACGCACGCUGACUGAGGCUGGAACUAUGGCAGUCUGCUACAGCGCCGCCUGGGAUGCACGUGUUAUCACCAGCGCCUGGUGGGUCAAUCACAAUCAGGUUUCAAAGACUGCACCCACAGGAGAGUAUCUGACAACUGGUAGCUUUAUGAUUCGAGGGAAAAAGAACUUCCUUCCACCCUCGUACCUGAUGAUGGGCUUCGGAUUUCUAUUUAAGGUAGACGAGCCUUGCGUUUGGCGACAUAAAGGCGAGCGAAGAGUUAAAGUUCAGGACGAGGAUCUGGAAAGUGUAACAAGUAGUCACACAGAGCUCAUGGCUGAAGAAAAUGAACCUCUGGAGGAAGAGAGUGACAGCAGCAGUAGUGAAGAUGAAAAGAAAGAGGACACAGAAGAGGCCACUCAGAGCUGUGAAUUGGAAAUAAAGUCUGAAUGUCAGACCGAAGACUUCAAUGGGACCCAAAACAUUGUAGAGGCUGAGGAAACACCGCUGUCAGAUGAACAAAGUGACCGUGACAGCCCUCAAUCUACAGAGAAUAACAGCGAGGUGAAGGAGGAGGAUGAUGAGAUCAGCUACCCAGACACUUCCAUAGACCUGUCCCAUCUCCAGUCUAAGAGAACGACAAGCAGAGUGGUUGUUACAGAGUCUACAGGAUCAGACGCAGUGAACGACGGCAAGUCACUUGGGCGUAAACACAUGUCGGCAAAGGAGCGUCGGGAAAUGAAGAAAAAGAAAAGGCCAAAUGAUGCGAAUGAUGCAGAUGAUGAGUCGAUCGAAGAGAAGAGCAAAGAUGAGAAACCAGAAAAUGUUGUUUCUGAUAAUGCACCACAAAGUGCCGCUGCACCACCACUAAUGAAAAGAGGCCAGAAGAGCAAAAUUAAGAAAAUGAAAGAGAAGUACAAAGAUCAGGACGAGGAGGAUCGAGAGCUUAUCAUGCAACUACUGGGUUCUGCAGGAUCAAACAAGGAAGACAAAGUAAAGAAGGGGAAGAAGGGGAAAUCCAAGGAAGAGUCGGGGAAAAAGCAGAAUGCAAAAGGUGGAGGCAAAGGAAACGCUCCAAGGAAGGAUGCUCAAGGUCCGGUGGACAUUUUCCUGACACAUGAUAUUCAAGAGAUGACAAUAGAAGAACAGGACGAGAAGGAGGAGCCAGAUCCAGAUCCAGAUCCCCAGGUGACAGAGGAAGCAGAGAACCUCCUGGAUUCCUUGACCGCACAGCCACAUGUAGAAGACAUUCUCUUGUUCUCUGUUCCAGUGUGUGCGCCGUACACAGCCAUGGCCAAUUAUAAAUAUAAAGUUAAAUUAACUCCAGGAACGCAAAAGAAAGGGAAAGCUGCUAAGACUGCUUUGAAUAGUUUCAUGCAUUCAAAGGAAGCCACAGCCAGGGAAAAGGAUUUACUUCGCAGUGUCAAGGAUACAGACCUAUCACGGAACAUGCCUGGGAAAGUAAAGGUGUCUGCUCCAAACCUGCUGGCUAUGAAAAAGAAAUGAGCAGUGAUGUAAAUAUGGCCCUUCAGUACAUCUUGUAAGCGAAGGACAGUUGCUGCCCUGCCAAUUUUUUUUAUUUAUUUUUUAGUUGCAUGUGACACAUGCUACUUGUUCUUAAGGAAAACUUGCUAAAAUAA
Molecule: messenger RNA, 3452 nt
Organism: Pelobates fuscus (common spadefoot toad)
Lineage: Eukaryota; Metazoa; Chordata; Amphibia; Anura; Pelobatidae
Gene: NEMF
Product: nuclear export mediator factor
Exons: 33
Coding region: 85-3318 (1077 amino acids)
Biological process (GO): rescue of stalled cytosolic ribosome; ribosome-associated ubiquitin-dependent protein catabolic process
Cellular component (GO): RQC complex
Molecular function (GO): tRNA binding; ribosomal large subunit binding
Source: RefSeq, a predicted model, not a curated record